AAUUCAUCUCCAUAUAAUAUAUCCAAUGGCUUCCUACUCAAACUUAAUUGCCAAGCUCUUCCUCCUUCUCCAAAUUAUAACUAGUCUUUUAUCAAUCUCCUCUUUUAAAACAGUUUUAUCAUCACUUCAUGAUGCAGCACCAAACUCAACUGAUCUCUUCAGAGAAUACAUUGGUGCUGAGUUCAACGGUGUCAAGUUCUCCGACGUCCCCAUAAACCCACAUGUGGACUUCCACUUCAUCAUCUCCUUCGCCAUCGACUACACAACCACCUCCAACUCCCCUUCUCCUACCAAUGGCCACUUCAACAUCUUUUGGGACACUGAUAACCUCACCCCUUCCCAAGUAAUCUCCAUCAAGCAAAACCACAACAACGUCAAAGUGGCUCUCAGUUUGGGAGGAGAUAGCGUCGGUGAUGGCCACUACGCAUACUUCAACCCAUCUUCAGUAGACUCAUGGGUCAGCAACGCAGUCACUUCUCUGACCAACAUCAUCCAACAGUACAACUUAGACGGCAUCGACAUCGACUACGAGCACUUCGACGCCGAUCCUGACACCUUCGCCGAGUGCAUCGGCCGGUUACUGACCACUCUAAAGACCAACGGGCUCAUAUCCUUCGCUUCCAUUGCACCCUACGAUGAUGAUCAGGUUCAAAGCCAUUACCAGGCGUUGUGGCGGAAAUAUGGACAUGUCAUAGACUAUGUUAACUUUCAGUUCUAUGCUUAUGAUGCUGGAACUACGGUGUCUCAGUUUUUGGGCUAUUAUGAGAGGCAGAGUGAGAAGUACAAAGGUGGUAAGAUUUUGGCAAGCAUGGCCACUGAUGGCAGUGGUGGUUUGUCUCCUCAGAAUGGGUUCUUUAGGGCGUGCACUACUUUGAGGGAGCAGGGUAAACUCCCAGGUAUCUUCAUCUGGUCUGCUGAUGAUUCCAUGGCCAAUGGUUUCCCUUAUGAGAAGCGAUCCCAAUCAUUAAUGGCCGCCACCAAAAGUCAGCUUCCAUAAAUUUAUUUUAACAGAAUAUAUUCUAUGUUAUAUAUGUUCGUUCUGUUUAUAUAUAUAUAUAUAUACAAGCGCUGUAUACUUUGAGUUUGAGUUUGUGAAAGUUAAUUUAGUAUCUUGUUUGUGUUAAUACAUAUGGAUACAUAUUACAGAUGGAAG
Messenger RNA from Dioscorea cayenensis subsp. rotundata (Guinea yam), 1153 nucleotides. Its product is annotated as chitinase 2-like. Gene Ontology annotation, molecular function: hydrolase activity, hydrolyzing O-glycosyl compounds. Lineage: Eukaryota; Viridiplantae; Streptophyta; Magnoliopsida; Dioscoreales; Dioscoreaceae. The transcript has a single exon. Gene Ontology annotation, biological process: carbohydrate metabolic process. The coding region runs from base 26 to 997 and encodes 323 amino acids. The record is from RefSeq and is a predicted model, not a curated record.